AUGGGUGCUUCAACUGAUGUGAGCAGCCUGGUGCGGAAUUAUUGGUCAGUGCUUUUGGGAAAUGCUUUGGAAUGGUACGAAUUUGCGAUCUACGGUUGCAUGGCGACCUACAUGGAACAAAAUUUUUUCCGUGGUUCUGUUCUUGCAACUUGGCUCGGCUUCACAGCGACGUUUGUUGCCCGUCCUUUGGGUGGCAUCUUCCUUGGCAUCUUGAGUGAUGCUUUCGGUCGGAAAUUGGCGGUGAUGCUGACCAUUGUCGGCAUGUUGAGCGGAACAGUUGGCCAAGGGCUACUACCCACCCCUCGUGGUGCUGGAGAUUCGGCUUGGGGGUCUUUCGGACUGGUCCUUCUUUUCAGUUUACGGUUGUUGCAGGGUCUUUGCACUGGUGGUGAAAUCAGCACAGUAUCCACAUACAUCGUGGAAGUGUCCGGGCACGAAUCGAAGGGGCGCUGUGUGGCUUUAAUAUCCAUCACAGUCAACCUUGGUUUCCUUUUGGCCAGGACGGUGGUAUGGUCGCUACAGCUCAUUCUUGGUGAGGAGCGCAUGUUGGACUGGGGUUGGCGGCUACCCUUCAUUCUGGCCUUGUUACCCGGUGCCAUGGCUUUGGCUGGUCGGCGUGACUUGAAGGAGUCAGAGGAGUUCCAAGCGCAGAAAGAAGCCAGGGAAGCAGGGGCAGCCAACAGUAAGUCCGGAGCUUCCCUUUCAGAGCACUUCGUGAAUGUGCUUGUUGGAAUUGGCGGCGUCAUUGCCUUUGCCGUCUUCCAGUACGGUGGCAUGGUUUGGACGAACUCGUUUCUUGAAAAGCACGGAGCACCUGCAAAUAUGCCCAUGCUUGCGGGAAUGUGUUCGAGGGUGCUUCAGAUGGUUCUGUCCUUUUUUGUUGGUUGGUUUGCUGACUGCUAUGGUGUUGCACUCGUGACUCUUGCCAGCGGCGCAAUGCUUUGCUGUGCUGGUGCCCCAUUCUUUUUCCUUUUGGCCUCCUACCCUGACAAUGUGGCCAACAUCUUCUUGAUUUAUGGUGUGGGUUAUGGAAUCAUUGGAGCGAUGGUGGGGACAGUUGUGUUCAUGUACUGUGCCGAGCUCUUCCCCACCUCAGUGCGGAACCUGGGCGUCGGGAUCAGCUACAACAUCGGCUUUUCAAUCUUCGGAGGCUUCGCACCUCUCGUGGCUGAAGCCAGUUUGGGUUGGUCUUUGUAUGGUCCGGGACUCCUCCUGUCCGCGGCCGGUCUGCUCACUUUGCUAACUGUGGUGAUAAGCAUGAUGGGGCUCAGGGCAGGAAAGCUGAAACUGGCUUACCUCAGGCCGGAGCUCUAUUUCGGCAUGUCUUCAAAGUCUUCAGGUUCAGGUUCUAAGAAACCAGAUUCUGCUCGGCAGGCGCAGUUCACUUGCGUGGCCGGCGUGUAA
Molecule: messenger RNA, 1404 nt
Organism: Symbiodinium natans
Lineage: Eukaryota; Dinophyceae; Suessiales; Symbiodiniaceae
Source: the annotation of a GenBank genome assembly